Nicotiana tabacum (common tobacco) is the source of this 833-nucleotide messenger RNA. Lineage: Eukaryota; Viridiplantae; Streptophyta; Magnoliopsida; Solanales; Solanaceae. The record is from RefSeq and is a predicted model, not a curated record.
UCACACAAUUGGGAUUAAUUAUAAAGUUGGGGGCUUUCUCCAUAAGAAGUAUUUGGUCUUUCUUCUUCUGCUUUCCAAAGUUCUUAACUUUGUCCAGAUAUAUAUCAUCAAGAAAACAUUACAAAAAUGGCCAUCAGAAAAUCAAACAAGCUAUCACAAGCUGCAGUGUUGAAGCAAAUUCUAAAAAGGUGUUCGAGUUUGGAAAAGAAGCACGACUAUGAUGAUGAAGAUGGACUUCCCAUUGAUGUACCAAAAGGAUAUUUUGCAGUUUACGUGGGAAAGAACCGAACUCGAUACAUCGUACCAAUUUCUUUCUUAAUUCACCCCGAGUUUCAGUGCCGCCUUCAUUGCGCAGAGGAAGAAUUUGGCUUUGAUGACGACAUGGGCAUCACCAUUCCCUGCGAAGAAGUCGUUUUCCGAUCGUUAACUUCCAUGCUUCGGUAGUAUUAAAGUAUUUGAAAGAAGGAAAGAGUGAAUAUAGGUGUAAGGUUUUGUAGUGAAGAAGGAUGGGCUAGCUCAAUGUGAACAAUUUGGUGUUUUAUGGAGCGGCGGAGCCAGAAUUUAUACAAAGGGUGUCAAAAUCUAAAGAAGAAGCACCUCUCUGAAUGUACACUCUUCUAAUCUCAUCGCGGAGGUUUGGAUGGUAGUCCAAGAUUUAGUUCUUUAGGCCGAAUCGGAGUUUAAAGUUUCAAGAUUAAUUUGUUGUCUCUUAGAAGAAUGGAGUGGUACUUUCGAUUGGUUGCCAUCUUCGUUCAAGACUUCAAGUUAGACUGAUUAUUAGUGGCCAAAUUUGAUUUUGAUACUACAAUCUUCUUUCCAACUUAGAUUGAUUA